AUGCCGCGGCAAGAAGUCCUCCUACUCGACGUCUCACCCGACCCUUCUCUCAUAUCCCAAUACAUCGACUAUCAUUCCAUCGGCAACGUCCCCAAACCUAUCCUCGACUCGAUCAAAUACCCAGGUUCAGGAGUGAUCAAUAUGCGAAUCUUUCACUUCUCCGAUCGACUCGCCAUGAUCAUGGAUGUGGAAGAUGAUUUCUCCUUCGAGAAAAAAGCUGCUAGUGAUGGCGGCAAUCCAGAAGUGGAGAAAUGGGAAAAGACAAUGGAGAAGUUUCAAAGAGAGAUCAAAGAUCCUACCGGCAAACAGGCAGGCAAAUGGAAGCGGGCAGAAUUGUGUUUUGAUCUCAGUGAACACUUCAAGUAG
Ustilago hordei is the source of this 366-nucleotide messenger RNA. RefSeq lists its product as uncharacterized. Gene Ontology annotation, molecular function: racemase and epimerase activity, acting on carbohydrates and derivatives. NCBI's taxonomy places the organism in Eukaryota, Fungi, Basidiomycota, Ustilaginomycetes, Ustilaginales, Ustilaginaceae. The transcript has a single exon. The record is from RefSeq and is a predicted model, not a curated record. Bases 1 to 366 code for a protein of 121 amino acids.